Messenger RNA from Lactuca virosa, 621 nucleotides. NCBI's taxonomy places the organism in Eukaryota, Viridiplantae, Streptophyta, Magnoliopsida, Asterales, Asteraceae. The record is from the annotation of a GenBank genome assembly.
AUGGCGGGAUUGGAUUUUUCCUGUAACAAGUUAACAGGUGAAAUUCCACAAGAACUCGGAUUCUUAACCCAGCUUCAUGCUUUAAACCUCUCUCACAAUCAGCUGACUGGACCCAUUCCUGUGAGCUUCUCAAAUCUUGCAAAUAUAGAGAGCUUGGACCUUUCUUCAAAUGGUUUGACCGGCACAGUUCCAUCAGAACUCAUUAAACUGACUUUUCUACAAGUAUUUAAUGUUUCUCACAACAAUCUAUCGGGUAGACUCCCAGAAAUGAAAGCACAGUUUGGUACCUUCUCGGAGGCAAGCUAUGAAGGGAAUCCACUUCUUUGUGGACCACCACUCGUGAAGAAAUGCACAACUACUAAUUCACAGGUGACCAAUCCAUCAGAUGGAGAAGAAGACAAUGAGAAAUGGUAUGAUAUCAAUAUGGCAUGCUUCUACGGAAGUUCUAGUUCCACGUGUGUUAUUUUCUUAUCUGGAUUUGUUGCAAUUCUUUACACCAAUCCUCGGUGGCGUAGAAGGUGGCUACACUGGGUAGAAGAUUGUAUGUUUACAUUUUAUUACUCCCUUUCUGAUCUAGUAAGGAAGCCUUCUCUGACCAUUCAUAAGCAGGACCUCCAUUAG